GUACCUUGUAUCUCCCUUUUGAAUGUCAUCAACAACAACACCAUUAUACUAUGUAACUCCUAUUUGGACUUCAUCCAUCGAUUACACUAUUAUGUACCGUGCUUCUAUUCAGUAGAUCUACUAUCCGUCAAUUAUCUACCUCCAUCGACAAUACAGUACGUACUUCAAUGCACUGCGAGUCUACGAUCCGCAUCGCAUCAAUCUCUAUAUUCAUUUUUCCUAAUUUUGGACCUUCACAUCAAUCUCCUACACACAUCUCCAUUUAGUUGAAUUACCGAGUACUUCUUCAUUCAAGCACCUACCAAUACAGCAAUACAGCAUUGCUCAUUCCUUCAUUCAUUUAUUAGGUUGGGAAGUACAAGUCAAAGCUACAUUGAAACAGGUUGGAGCCGUUACAGCCUUAUCAAGGAUCUUCCGAGGUAAUUGGGGCAGAAUUGGGUCAAUUGAUAUCAUCGACGGUACGUUCAUAUCUAUUUUUUAAAUCAAUUGAUUCAAGCCCUAUGAGAACUUUCAUCUCUUGAGAUCAACAAUUCAUGCAGUAGGGUACUUUGCUUUAAAAAGUCCAUCUGGAUGAAAAUCUGUAAGGAGCCGUGGUUCAUCUUAUGAGUUCUUAUGAGAUAUAAAGUUAAGAAGAACCCUACCUACCUACUUACCUAGGUAUCUAACAACUUGUUCAAUUUCAUUCAUUUCUCAAAAGAGUACCCAGCGAGAGAGAGAGAGAGAGACAUAAUUCAGAUGAUUCCCUCAAAAUAAAUCACAAACGCAAUCGCAAUCGCAAUCGCAAUCUCAAUCUCAAUCUCAUUACAAUCUCAUUCUCAUUCUCAUUCACUGACCUGCCAAAGCUUCUUUCUGGCUGCCCAACACUCAUUCAUCUCUUUCAGCUUUUGUUUUCUUUCCAACUUCCAACCUUGUAUUUAUUUCCCUUAAAUACAUUUUAUUAAUGAUCAAGGCAUACAGGGAAUUUUAAUUCAAGAAUAAGAAUAUCCAUUCAUUCACCCCUCUCUUCAAAUUUCAAUCAAUUCAAUUCAUCAUAAAUUGAAUAACCCAAGCGUUCCCUGUCAAAUCUGCGACAGACACCAUUGUUUCCAUUAAACCCCGACCUACAAAGAUGGUUUCUUCAAUCAGACCAAGAACUCCAAGUGCUGGAACUUCUCCAUCACAUGGCACUGGAAGAUUAGCAGGAAUACCAGAAAACGGAAAGAAUAAUAACUCAAAUCCCCCUCGUCGUUCCAGUCUUGGUUUAAUACUACUUCGUCGUUCUAAAUCAGGAAAUUUAAGUUCAAAGCAUAAGAAAGAUCUUGCUCAAGUGCAAGAGCAACAGCGUGAAAGAUUACUUCGCGAAGCAGCUGCGAUCCCAAGAUCUCCACCUCGUCUUCCCGAUCUUGCUGAACCUACACAUUUUCCUUCUUUUGGUGGUGAAGAUAGACCGGAUUCGGCAACUUCUGAAAAGAGUGGUCACGGUGUACGAAGUUCAUCAAUGGAUCCUCAAGUCAGAUCAUACACAAUGAGUAGCACACUUAGUGUGCCAGUUCCUCCAAUUCCCUCGGGUGUUAGGAAUGGUGGUUGGGUUGAUCCUUAUGCAAGAACAGAGAGCAUGACACAUCGUGGAAGAUAUAGUUAUGCAAGCAGUGCGGUGAGCACAGUUAAUAGUCCUCGCAGAAUACGAAGACGCAAAGAUCCUACCCCAUUUAAGUAAGUUUCUCUCUUUGCUUCAUCCUCACCUUUUAUUAACAUCCCUACAGUGUCCUCAUUAUCGGCGCACGCGGUGCUGGCAAGACAUCUUUCAUCAAUUUCCUCAAAACAUCCCUCGCUCUACCUCCCAAGAAGAGAUCGAAACCAGAGCCAUUGGCUGAUGACAUAUUUGCUCCACGCACUUCGAAGUCUGGAAAAUUCCUUUCACAUUAUCUCGAAUCAGAAGUCGAAGGUGAACGUAUUGGUUUGACAUUGUGGGAUUCAGAGGGCUUGGACAAAAAUGUUGUUGACCUUCAGCUUCGUGAGAUGUCUUCAUUUCUCGAAAGUAAAUUCGAAGAGACUUUCACAGAAGAAAUGAAGGUGAUGAGAGCUCCAGGUGUUCAAGAUACACAUAUUCAUGCUGUAUUCCUCAUUCUCGACCCCGCACGCCUCGACCAAAAUAUUGAAGAUUCAAAGAAUGUUACCACAAAUGGAAAUGGUCACUUUGGAUCAUAUGGAACAGGCCAUCGCUUGUAUGGUAGUCUUGAUGAAAAUCUUGACUUACAAGUCCUUCGCACAUUGCAAGGGAAAACUACUGUUAUUCCCGUCAUCUCAAAAGCUGACACUAUUACCACGGCCCACAUGACGUAUUUGAAAAAGUCGGUUUGGGAUAGUUUGCGCAAAGCCAAUCUUGACCCACUUGAAGCACUCGGACUGGAUGAUGAACCCGAAAGCCCAAUUAUCGGUCAGAACCGCAUCGACGAAGGAGAUGAAGAUGUUGAUUCCGAAGAGGGUUCAGGUUCGGGUGGUUCUCCCAAUUCCAAGCGUCUUUCCUCAGGUUCAAUUCGUCGCCAUAAACGCGAGUCGGAAAUCGCCGAGAUUCCAUAUCUACCUCUCUCGAUCAUUAGUCCUGAUAUGUAUGAACCAGAUAUUAUUGGUCGUAAAUUCCCAUGGGGUUUUGCGGAUCCAAUGAAUGCUGAACAUUGUGAUUUUGUACGUUUGAAGGAAGCGGUGUUUGCGGAAUGGAGAGGUGAAUUGAGGGAGGCGAGUAGGGAUCUUUGGUAUGAGGGAUGGAGAACCAGUCGUCUUAAGGAAAGGGAGGGUAUGGCAAGACGAUGAUUAUCUGAGGAAUUGCUUGAGACAUGUGUCUUACCUUUUUGGUGAGCAUAUGUGAUACAAUAACUUUGAAGUCAUUUUAUUUCUGCGAAGUACGCGGGAGCAGCAUCAGUGCAAUCUGCGGCAGAAAAUGGUGUAGAAACUGGUUCAGCAAAACAUAUUUUCGAUUUCUUCCGAUACUUUGGACUUCAACUUCGAUCACAAUUACCUAUUGUGUCUCAUGUCUCGGACAUAGUUUAUUUUCUUGCACCUUUACAACUUUUCACGAUGGAUUUUAUUUUCUUUAUGUUCAAGUACUUCAGUCAAUGUCAGAUUGACAGGCAAUGGAUGGAUGGAUGGAUGGAAAGGAGUGGAUGCAUACCCCUUUUUUACUUUCGAUUUUCAUUUUCAACGUUUUCUCUUUUACGCGCAGUUUUACUUCCACUGCAUUAUAUUACAUUUGUGUUGAUGUAGUGGUUGUAGCUACGUUACGUUUAUGAGGUGUUCUCUUUUUCUUCUUCUCGCAGCAAGGUUUAUGAUUUGAUUUUUGAUGGUGGGCAGUUUUAGGGAGGGGGAGGGAGAGAGAUGAUUUUUAAGGUUUCUGUGGAUGGAUUGAUGGGUUGAUGGAUGAAGAUUUCGAUUUGUGACAGAGAUAGAUGGAUGGAUGAACAUGAAUGAGAUACAUGAGAGGAAGGAAGGCAGGGAGCAAGGAAGAAAAGAUUGAUAAGCAGAAAGACAGACAGAGAGGGAGAAGGGAGAAGAAAUGAAUGGAAGCAGAAAUAGGAAUAUAAGACUGAUUGCUUGAUUGAUUGAUUAAUGAUUGAUACCUAUGAAUUUUGAGCGGAUGGCUAGCUGGCUUUGUUUAUACUUUUCUUCUUGUUUUCUUUUA
Sclerotinia trifoliorum is the source of this 3655-nucleotide messenger RNA. The record is from the annotation of a GenBank genome assembly. NCBI's taxonomy places the organism in Eukaryota, Fungi, Ascomycota, Leotiomycetes, Helotiales, Sclerotiniaceae.